AUGGAAUAUAAUGAUGAACGACGUAAUAAGAUUGGAAUAGCUGUGAUAAUAUCAUUGUUAUUUUUCAUAUUUCAUACACAUAAUAAUACAAAUGAAUAUACUAAUGGUAUAUAUAUUCCUACGCUUCGACAAAAAUUAGAUCAACCAACCUUUUCACAUAUAAGGCGUGCUUAUAAUGGUUUAAUUAAAGUACGUAAUAAUGAUGUAUCAUUAUUUGCACCAUAUUUAGAUAAAAUUAAUAAUAAUUGGCAUGUAGGUGGUUCAACGAUGAUACGAAAUAAUGGAUUUAUACAAUUAACGAGAUCCGGUGAGACAAAUCGUGCAGGUUCAUUAUUGUCUAAUGGUGUCGGUGAUAAUAAAAUUAAUAAUUUUGAAACAGUUUAUGACUUUAAACUACAAGAUAGUCAUGGGGAUGGGAUGGCUUUUGUAAUGACUUCCGAAAAUGGUUUUAUUUGGAAAGAUUUAACUUCAUCUUAUGCAUUAAGACAAUAUUUGAUUAAUACUAAUGGAAUUUUACCAAAUGAUAUUACAAUGAUGGGAUUUCCAAAAAAUUUACCCGGAUUAGCUAUUAUUUUAAGAACAAAUACAAUGUCACAAAUACCAGAAUGUGAUAUAUUUUUAAAUUUAGAUCCAUCACAACAUUCUUAUGACUUUGAAAGUUCUGGUAGAGAUAGUAGUUCAAUUAAAUUAAAUCAAUAUUCCAUUCAUCUUAAUAAAAAUUUAUUAAAUGGACAAAGAACACGAUUAAGAGUAAUAUAUUUAGAGAGUAUAAGUUUUUUGAAAAUUGACAUAUCAUAUACUCAGGGACAAACUUGGGAAGAAUUAUAUAUUAAUUUAAAUUUAUCUUGGGAAUUACCAAAAAAUCAAAGAUCAGGUGAAAGAUAUAUUGGUAUCUCAAGUCUUGCUAAACAUAAUAGUCAAAGUGUCUCUUUGUUUAGUAUAUGGACUAAUGAAUUCCAUUGGUCGAAUAAUCGGGAUGAAACAAUGGAAAUUACUAAUGAUGAAUUUAAAAAAGAUGCUUUAAAUUUCAUUCAAAGUGAAUACGGAGUUGUUAUAAAAUCGGGAUCAUCUGGAGAUACUACAAAUCAACCGAAAACACAAACAAGUUGGAUUCGAUCUUUUGGGUGGAUAUGGUUAAAAAUCAUAGGAAUAAUCAUUAUCUUAGUGAUAAUUUAUUUGAUGUCUAUCUACCUCAGAGUAAUCAAGAAACAUAUCCAUAAAUUAAAGAAAAAACGAUUACGUAGAAUGCAUAAGAAAAAUUACAAGGACAAUAUGUUACUUCCUAUAUAA
Maudiozyma saulgeensis is the source of this 1290-nucleotide messenger RNA. Lineage: Eukaryota; Fungi; Ascomycota; Saccharomycetes; Saccharomycetales; Saccharomycetaceae. The record is from the annotation of a GenBank genome assembly.